Molecule: messenger RNA, 1837 nt
Organism: Trichoplusia ni (cabbage looper)
Lineage: Eukaryota; Metazoa; Arthropoda; Insecta; Lepidoptera; Noctuidae
Gene: Zip102B
Product: zinc transporter ZIP9
Exons: 6
Coding region: 220-1101 (293 amino acids)
Biological process (GO): zinc ion transport; transmembrane transport
Cellular component (GO): membrane
Molecular function (GO): metal ion transmembrane transporter activity
Source: RefSeq, a predicted model, not a curated record
AAAAAUAAAAAUUGUCGUGUUGUCAAAGAGUUUGGCCAAUACAGGCUUAGCUGAAUGUUGAAACAACAAUUUUUAUGAAAUUAUCAGUAAACGAGGAUACUAAUCAACCGGACCAUGUAAAUUAAACAUGCGAUAAUAAAAUAGUGCAGCUUUCAAGUCAUACACUCCGUGUAAAUCGAACAUAUUUGUGGUUAAUCGCGUAAAUAAAAUCUACCAAGUAUGGAUGGAACUUGGGUUCUUAUUUUACUUGCUUUGGUAAUGUUAGUGGGGUCCUAUGUAGCUGGAAGUAUACCCCUGAACGUUACCAUGUCUGAGGACAAGCUCCAAAAAGUCACGGUCUUUGGAGCCGGCCUCCUCGUAGGCACAGCACUAGCGGUGAUCAUCCCGGAAGGUGUUCGGUCCCUAUUCAGUGAACGAUCACACCCGACGGUGGUCACAAAGGACUUCACAGCGGAACCUCCAAGUCACGAUGAUGAUCUGCAUUCUGUUAUAGGGAUCUCUUUGGUGUUGGGGUUCGUCUUCAUGCUGCUGGUCGACCAGAUGUCGACGAGGUUCAAUGACCAGAGCAACCCAGUUGAGAAGAACGUCACCGCAACCGUGGGACUGGUUGUCCACGCGGCAGCGGACGGUAUAGCGUUAGGUGCGGCUGCGACGACGUCACACGCUGACGUUGAGCUGAUCGUCUUCUUGGCUAUUAUGCUGCACAAGGCGCCCGCGGCUUUCGGCCUGGUCACUUUCCUGCUACAUGCUGGAUUGGAAAGGAAUAGGAUAAGAAAGCACCUGUUAAUAUUCUCAUGCGCCGCGCCUUUGCUCGCGUUGCUUACCUACUUCGGUAUUGGCAACGAGAGCAAGCAAACGCUCAGCGAUUUUAACGCGACUGGUAUAGCCAUGUUAUUCUCGGCCGGCACCUUCCUAUACGUGGCGACGGUCCACGUGCUACCAGAGUUAACCCACCCCCAAUCCCACACCCAUUCCCUCCUCCCGAUGGCGGACGGUGUGAUCCCCAAAAAAGGCUUCGGCGGACUCCUUCUAUCAGAAAUGAUUAUUUUAACUGUCGGGGCGUUAAUGCCCUUGCUGUUGACUAUGGGGCAUAAACACUGAUGAACAUACGAGGUUUGUGUGUUAGUCUUAAUUUUAAGUGGAGUUUUAAGCAGCUGUUACUGUUUACCCGUUAAGAAUGUAUUGGUAAAAUGUCCAGUGUGAAUGUCUUUUCAAACUUCAAAAAAUAGGAGGCUCUCAAUUUGUCUGUCUUUUUGUAUGUAUGUUGCCUCAAAACUUUGGACUGGAUGAACCGAUUUUCGUGAUAAUUUUUUUAAAGUGAUAUAGCUGUCAUUUAAAUCCUAUACAAAAUUCAUCAGGUUUAGCUCAGUAGUUUUUAUUUGAAGUCAGUAGUUCAUUUUCAAGUUCAAUGAAAAGACAAAUUGAGAUCUUAGAACUUUACUUAACUCAGUAUAGUUCUUGUAUACGGCUUUUUUAAACGUCCCAGAGCCUUUCAAACAUAUUUGACUCAAACUCGCAAUUUAGGUUUUCAUCAAACUCGUUUGAUCGUUGACGCAUUGGUUUGAAACGUUUUGUUGACAAGCAUUUUAAGUGAAACAGAAAUAUUGAUCGAUAUACAAGCUCAAAUGUAUCAGUGACAUGUCACGUGACUAGUUGUCACUGACAUCAGUGAUAGCCUAGUGGUAGGAUUAUGGAAUUGCCACAUCAAAGGUCGUAGGGUCAUAUCCCGAUACGCACUAAUGUCUUUUCGAAAUCAUGUGUGUAUUAUAAAGUAAAAAUCACUUGUUGAAAACGGUGAAGGAAAACAUCGUGAGGCGCGACACACGUGAGCAUGUUU